UCCAACGUGGGGCAAAAGACCUUUAGCUUAAAAGAAAAGUAAAGGCUGGGAGGGGGAAAACAAUCGUUGGAAACGAUCAGGAGUGCGAGGUGAAUUUGUGAAUUAUCGGAUCGCGGGAGUUUUUAUGGACCGUGCACGAGAUCAGGAUAAAAAGCUUCCCAGUUUCUUCAACCUCGCGCAGGACUGCAGGAGAGAGUGAACGAGAGCCGCAAAGUUCACAAUACUCGGAUGGGUCACUGGAACAGUUUCGCCUUCGUGUUGUUUCAAAAGUGUUUUUUGUUAUUGACUUUAAUGAGCUGAAUGAAGUCUGAAUUCACUGUUCGGAAACUUUAUAUCUUUACAUCUGUAAAGAAGCGAGAGGAUCAAAGCUUUUAAAGAGUGCGUUUUUUCCCCGAGGAAAAGUUUGUUGUAAGCGCCGAUGGUCCCAGAGUUUAUUUCAACGCGUUCAUAUGGAGUUAAUGGACAUGGUUUACUGUGUUUUUCCUUUUCAUAGCAAUGAAACACUCGGGAGAAAAACAUUCCAAGAACUUGACGAGUUAAACAACUCAAACUAUAUGUGAUCUAGUGGACCUCUCUUGCCAAAACAAAGCGCACAUCUAUCUCCCAUGCAGACCCCUUUUUCAACCUUUUAAGGACAACUGCUCGCAACUUGCUUUUAGUUUUGGCUUCUGGACAAGUUUCUUGUAUUGCCUUGUCGUGAUUCACCUUUGAUUUACUUACGUGGGACAGCAAGGGAGAUACAAUUUUACUGUGGACCGUUUUCAAGUCCAGGACUCAUGUAUUGCCUCCAAACAACGCAAUAUAAUUUAAUAUUACCGUUGUGUAAACAAACAACUUAUGAAUGUGAAUUACUCGUACUCUGAGAAACUUAAUAACCCCAUUCUGUCCGUUUGUGGAUGAGAGAUCAGUCGUUAAGCGCUGAGACAACUGGAUACAAAAUGGCGGCGUGGCCGGGACAGAUGGGAUCACUUUCAUAUUAUGUGUUUUAUUGGGUUUUGACGCUGGAACUGUUAAUCAAUUAUGGCUUGAGCUCGGACGCACCGUGCCCUCACAACUGUACGUGUACGCUAGACACGACCGACUGCAGUCACUUGAACAUGACUGAUUUCCCUCAAGACUUGCCUAAGAGGACUGUGCAUUUAAACCUGAGCCACAACAAGCUGGCGGCAGUCGAUACGGACAUCCUCUCCAAUCUGCCCAACCUGAGAGAAGUGAGGCUUGACCACAAUGAGAUGACAUCCAUCCCUUCAUUUGGAGACGCCGCGGCAACAAUCGUUACACUCUUAUUGCACCAUAAUAAAAUCCGGAGGGUGGAGGGGAGCCUGUUGCAGAAUUUUUCCGCUCUGAAGACUCUAGAUCUGAGUAAUAAUGACAUCACGGAGCUGAGAGAGCAAUGCUUCCCUCUGGGGUUACCAAUCAAAGACCUGUACCUGAGCAGUAAUAAGAUUGUUCACCUGGAAUUUGGGGCUUUUAUGAACCUUGCCGGGAGCCUGCAGGUCCUCCGACUGAGCCGGAACAGACUAACCCACCUUCCUGUCAAAGGCCUAGAGUUGCCUAAGUUAACCCAACUGGAGCUGAGCAGGAACAGGUUGCGGUUGAUCGAGGGACUCACCUUCCAGGGUUUGAGCAGUUUAGAGGUUCUCAAGCUCCAGAGAAACAACAUUAGCAAGCUGACGGAUGGAGCGUUCUGGGGUCUGGCACGAAUGAGGGUCCUUCACCUGGACUUUAACAGUCUGCGGGAGGUGAACAGCGGCUCUCUGUACGGUCUGGAGUCACUCCUGCAGCUCUACCUCUCGAACAACUCCAUCUCCAACUUCAACCCUGAGGGCUGGGGCUUCUGUGAGAGACUCAGAGAACUGAACCUGUCUUACAAUAACCUGACGAAGCUGACCGAGGGCAGUUUUACCAAGCUGGUGAAUCUGAUCUCUCUGCGAUUGGGACACAAUUCCAUCAGUCACAUCACAGAUGGCGCCUUCAAAGGCCUUAAUUCCCUACGCACGCUGGAGCUGGACCAUAAUGACAUCUCUGGCACUAUAGAGGACACCAAUGGGGCCUUGACUGGGCUUGAAAACCUUAACAAGCUUUCUCUGUUUGGAAACAAGAUCAAGUCGGUGUCCAAGAAAGCCUUCUCGGGCCUGGAGGCUCUCGAGCACCUGAACUUGGGGGAAAAUGCCAUCCGCUCCAUCCAACCUGAGGCAUUCAACAAGAUGAAGAACCUGCGCUACCUUCAUAUUCAGAGUGAUAGUUUUCUGUGCGACUGUCAGCUGCACUGGUUUCCAGAGUGGCUGGUGAUCCGAGGGCUGAAGCUGGGCGUUCAGGCCACAUGUGCACACCCAGAGAGCUUAAAGGGCACCAGCAUCUACCAGGCUCCACCGCAGAGCUUUGUUUGUGAUGACCUUCCAAAACCUCAGAUCACUGUCAACCCUGUGACCACAGCGGCAGUAUUAGGAAAAGAUGUCCGUCUCACCUGCACGGCCGCCAGCAGCAGUAGCUCGCCCAUGACCUUCACCUGGCGUAAGGACCAGGAGACCCUGCGCCAAGCUGAGGUGGAAAACUUCACCCAUGUUCGGGCCAGUGAUGGAGGGGUGAUGGAGUACACCACCAUCCUCCACCUCCGGCAUGUCACUUUUAACCACGAGGGCCGCUACCAGUGCAUCAUCAGUAAUCACUUUGGCUCCUCCUACUCUAAUAAGGCCCGCGUCACUGUGAAUGUGCUGCCUUCAUUCGUGAAGACCCCACGUGACAUCACGAUCCGUACCGGCACAAAGGCUCGGUUGGAGUGUGCUGCAGAAGGACAUCCGACCCCCCAGGUGGCGUGGCAGAAAGAUGGCGGUACGGAUUUUCCUGCUGCUCGAGAGCGCCGCAUGCGUGUGAUGCCUGAUGAUGAUGUCUUCUUCAUCAUGGACGUGAAGCCCGAGGAUAUGGGCGUGUACAGCUGCACGGCAAAAAACACGGCAGGCAUGAUCUCGGCUAACGUCACUCUCACGGUGCUAGAGACCCCUCACUUGGCACAGGAAAUGGAGGAUCGGAGUGCGGUGGUGGGCGAAACUGUUGCGCUGCAGUGCAAGGCUUUAGGCAGCCCGCCUCCUCGCAUCACCUGGCUAAAGGGGGAGGAGCCUCUUCAACCCAGUGACCGUCACUACUUCACCCCUGGAAACCAGCUCUUGGUGAUCAGUAGCACCAUCUUAGAAGAUGCCGGACACUACACCUGUGUCAUGUCCAACACACUCGGCACGGAACGCGCUCAAUGCCAACUGAAUGUUUAUCAACGCUUUGAAGAGUGCGCACCAUUUUCAAGUCCCAGCACCGUUACUGUGGGAAUCAUUGUUAUCGCCGUGGUGACCAGCAUUGUGGUGACAUCGCUGGUGUGGGUGUGUAUUAUCUACCAGACUAGGAAGAAGAGUGAGGAUUGCAGUGUAAACACAGAUGAGACCAUUGUCCCUCCUGAUGUCCCAAGUUACCUGUCCUCUCAGGGCACUUUAUCAGAGAGACAGGAUGUGUGUAUACGAGUGGAGUCCAAUGGUGGAUCUCAACCCAACGGACGCAUAGAUAACAAUGGUUACGAUGGUCCAGUCCUGUGCACGGACUGUUUGGAAAAUGGCACCAGCUACUUCACACACUGUAACUACCUCCCUCAGGGGAUAGCGCCCCCUUUAGGUCUAGAAUACCAGAAGACACACCAACUGUCAACCUUCACUAGCCAAACCAUUGGCGAACCACACUGCAAUGGCACACCCAACGGGGUCAGUAAAGACAGCCAAACUCCCAUCUUUCCAACCAACCAUGACAGGGUGACGAUAUCACCCUCAUCACACAAGUACAAUGACCGAAAAGAAUUGUUGGUGAACAGGACAUGCACACUUCCCUCUCUUGAAGAGGACUACCAUCGUCCAGUAAAGCUCCCGUCUGGUGUGGACUGUGACAUUGGGUCCGAGCUUACACAGACUCUAUUAGCCAAUGGACACAAGUAUAUGCUCGAUCCCAUCCUGAGCGAUAAUGCAUCCUUUAGGCGGCUCAGUGACUAACACCGCACCAACCCUCUUUUUAUAAUCCUUUUUGCACUGAGAACUGCUACCUCACACUGAGGGGCACAGACAAAGCUGGCCCCAUCUAUCUGACUGCAGAAUAGGGGUGUCCGGAGUUUGAAGGGCGAAGCUUGAGUGGGAUGAUGGCGUCUCAUCUGAGCGUUAAAAGCUGUAUAUAGAUAUAAAUCCUCCUGAGGGAGGCUUCAUUCACACUUCAGAAAUGUGACUUGCAUUUGGCGCAUGCAAACGUAUGACAGUGCUAUAACGUUGGACUUUGAGCUGUACAUAAGAGUUUUCAUAUAUAAAUAUAUAUAUAAAUGUAUGUAUUCUAUAACUUCUACAAAAGAGUGUUUAAAUCUAUUCGGUGCAUGGUCAGAUCAGAGUGGUUAUAUUUUAUUUUACUUUCUCGCAUUGUUUUUUUUACAGAUCUCUCCUGCUUUUCACAGUUCUAAUAAGCAGUGCCUUAUUACAAGAUCAAAGAAUCCACAAGUCUGUUUUUUGCAGGGCAGAAGUUGAGAGAUGCCUGUAUAUUUUCCCUUUUCACAAAUGAAAUGUUUGUCAUGCACUUGAAGUUUCGAUAAACUUGAUGAUUAUAACUGGCAGCGUUAAAGGAAUGUUCCAGGUUAAAUGUCUGUGACAUGCUGUCAUGUACGUGUACAAAAAUACAUUUACAGUGUAAGUUUAUGGGGCCACUGUUGUAUGCUUUCCAUUGACUUUCAUUGUAAGUGACUAACUGUCAAUGCAUUUUUUUGUUUUUGUAUCAAAUUAUUUUUUUAUUUGUCAACACUCACUUGUAUUUAACCUAGAAUAUUCCUUUAAAUCAGAAUUAAUUUUUUUUUUCUUGUCUGUGAAGGAAGAGCUUUGCAUUGAAUUUUUCUGGUCUCUUACUGUACAAAUAGACAUAUAUAGGCGUAAGUCAAAAUAUAAGAUCUUUGAUACGAAUCCUACAAGACACAAACAAGUUAUUUGAACUGGUCUAAAUGUUUACCAGUAUGUAAACUAGGGAUGUGCAGCGAAGCCAUUAUCUGUAUCAGUAUUUGUUCAUAUUACAGAAUUAUCUGUCUCUGUAUUCGGAUGGAACUGGGUGUGGGUGGGACUUAAACCGGAAGUGCAUUAAAACUAAAUCAAGCGCCCAUUUUUAAAUGUUACUCUUACGUUUAUAGUUUCUAUUAAUAAAAUAUGCUUUGUGUAUGCCUUUUCAUAAUAACAGCCUAAUUAUUAUUAUUACUAUUAUUAUUAUACAGUUAUUAUUUAAUUAAAUUAUAAUUUUUUUUCUUACCAGAUGAAGCUGAAUUUGUUGGCCACAUCAAUAUAGCCUACAAACAGGUGAAAGUCCCGUAAGUCUAGGAAUUUUUACGAUAGGACUCCAUUAUUCAUUUAAAUAAUAAUAAUAAUAAUGUUAAAUUUAUACAGUGCCUUUUCAAAACUCCAGAACACUUAACCUUCUCAAAUUUAGCACAGUUUAAAAAAGAACAAGAAGAAAAUAUAGCUGCAAGCAGCGAUGACAGACCCAAGCACCAUGGGUCCAUUUUCAAUCGGGGCUUUCGGAAAACAAUGCAAGGUGGGCACAUGCAUUAGGCAUUUGACAUUAUUCUAAACAAUUUUGAAGCAAUUUGGAUAAAUAUAAGAGGACUAUUUUAAAGUCUGUUUAUAACUAUUUUAAACACUUCCUGCUACCAGGUGGUGGUGCUAUGACCAUGAACCAAAUUAGUCACGUCCAUGUGAUUAGCCCCCAAGAGUAAACAUGCAUAUCAAUUUUGAUCUAAAUCCCACAUUGCACACAGAAGAUAUGAGACACUUCCUGUUUCCCAUUUUUAGCCAUUAAUUUAAUGUCUCGCCAUGGUAACAACAUCCGAUAUAUCAAACAUCUGUUCGCAAUUUAGCAUUUUCAAUGUCUUGGCAUAAUGUUGUCAAAAAGUGGUGACAGUCUCAUGAAUCCUCUAGGAGGAGUAUUUAAAGUUCAGAGACCGCAAUAUUCAGAAAAUCCAAAAUGGUCGACUUCCUGCUGGGCAGAGCUAAUGACUGUGAGUAUGAAAGUUGUUCGGCUUAAUGAUAACUAUAUAUGUACCAAUUUUGGUGACUGUAGGUGAAAAUGGGGGUGCUACAGAGAGUUUUCAUGCAUGUUAAGUACCCCAAAAGUACCGAAAACCUUGAAAGAAUAAUUAUAGCUGCAAGCAGCGAUGACGGGCCCAAGCACCAUGGGUCUGUUUCCACCCAGUGACUUUUGGGAAAACAAUGCAAGGUGAACACAUGCAUUUGUCUCUUAACAGUAUUUUAAACCAUUUUGAAAUGAUUUGGGUAAAUGUAAGAUGACUAUUUCAAAAUCUGUUUUAAAUGCAACACUCCCUGCUGCCAGUUGGUGGUGCUAUCACUGUGACCCACAAUAGACACAUCCCUGUGAUCAGCUCCCAUUUAUCAAACAUGCAGCCCAGUUUUGUUCUAAAUCACACAAUGCAUGCAGAAGAUAUGAGAAACUUCCUGUUUCCCUAUUUUUGCCAUUAAUUUAAUGCCUCACCAUGGCAACACCAUUCAGUAUAUCAAAAAUCCAUUUACAACUUAGCAUCUUCAAUGUCUUGGCAUAAUGUUGCCAACAUUUGGUGCCAGUCACAUUAAUCCCCUAGGAGGAGUAUUUAAAAGUUCAGGGACUGCAUUUAAAAAAAAAAUCCAAAUUCAAUCCAAAAUGGCCAACUUCCUGUUGGGCGGAGCUAUUGACUCAUUUUGAAAGUUGUCCGGCUUGAUGAGAACAAUAUAUGUACCAAGUUUGGUGACUGUAGGUGAAACUGACCCCACCAUUUUAGUCAAAAGGUGGCACUACAGAGCCCCCCAGGCACACCCAUGUGUUAACUUUUGCCCAGGCCUAAUGGCCAACAACUCCGAUGUAUGUGCCGAAUGUCAUGAAAAGUUAAGCAUGCUAAGUGCCUCAAAACACCCAAAUAUAUGAAGAAAGGAAUAAUAAUAUUGAAUGUGUUGCCAUGGUAACACUAUUUGAGAUAUCAAAAAUCGCUUAACAAUUUUACAUCUGCAGUGUCAUGACAUUAUUCAGGUAAAAACAAGAGGGCUAUUUCAAAGCCUGUUAUAAGUGAUAUACUUACUGCCACCAGUUGGUGGUGCUACGACUGUGACAAACAAUAGCCACAUCCAUGUGAUCAGCCCCCAAGACCAAACAUACAGGUCAAUUUUGAUCUAAAUCACACGCAUAAGAUAUGAGACAUUUCCUGUUUCCCAAUUUUAGACAUUAAUUUAUUGCGUCGCCAUGGCAACAACAUUCGAUACAUCAAACAUCUGUUCAAAUCAUCUUCAAUGUCUUGGCAUAAUGUUGCCUAAGUUUGGUGCCAGUCACAUAAAUACCCUAGGAGGAGUAUUCAAAACUUCAGGGCCUGCAAAAAAAAAAAUAAAUAAAUAAAUGCACAUUCAAUCCAAAAUGGCGGACUUCCUGUUGGGCGGAGUUAAUGACGGAAAUUUUGGAAGUUGUCCAGCCUGAUGAGAACAAUAUAUGUAGCAAGUUUGGUGACUGUAGAAGAAACUGACCCCACCACUUUUGUCAAAAGGUGGCGCUACAGAGCUCCCCAGCCCACGCCCAUGUGUUAACAUUUGCCCAAGCCUAAUGGCUGACAACUCUUAUGUGUGUGCAAAAUAUCCUGAAAAUUCAAGCAUGCCAAGUACCUCUAAAAGAUUUGAAUAUACAUAAAAAGGAAUAAUGACAUUUAAUGCAUUGUCAUGGCAACGCUAUUUUAGAUAUCAAGAAUCCCUUGAGAAUUUUCCAUCAGCAGUGUCUUGACAUUAUUCUAAAAACAAAUUGAAGCAAUUCAGGUAAACAUUUCAAAGUCUGUUAAAAGUGCCACACUUCCUUCUGCUAGUUGGUGGCGCUACGCCCAUGACCCACAAUAGCCACAUCAAUGUGAUCAGCCCGCGUGGCCAAACAUACGGCUCAAUUUUUAUGUAAAUCACACAAUGCACACAGAAGAUAUCAGACACUUCCUGUUUUCCAUUUUUUUUUUUAUUUUACAUUUUAUCGCAUCGCCAUGGCAACACUGUUCAUAUAUCAAAAAUCUGUUUGCAAUUUAGCAUCGGAGAAGUUUUUCAAAUUCCAGAGCAUGCAUUUUUUAAACAAUCCAAAAUAGCCGACUUCCCGUUGGGCGGAGCUUAUGACUGUCAGCAUUAAAGUUGUCCGGUUUGAUGAGAUCUAUAUGUGUACAAAGUUUGGUGACUGUAGCUCAAAAGGGAUGUGCUACAAAGCCCCCCGAACAUGCCCAUUUUCUAGGUGGCACUACAGAGCCCCCUCUACAUGCCCAUGACGGGUGCCCAAAAGUACCGAAAACCUUGAAAAGAAGAAGAAUCCUUAGAUGAACAAUAGGGUCUCCACACUUUCAGUGCUUGGGCCCUAAAAAGACAGCAAGUUUCAGUUUGUUUGUUUUACAUAAGCAGGAAUAUUCCAAAUAGAUGAAUACUAUAUGGAGCAUUUAAACCUUUUAUGGAGCAUUUUAACUUUUUUCAGAAAAAAGUCUUAACCAGAUAAUAACCUUAAUCGCUGAUGUGAUUAUAAAUGUGGUCAACUUUAAAAGACAGACAGAUGAGCUCCGACGUGAAAUCAUCACUUCAGGUAAGGAAUUUAAUGCUGCGCUCAGGUUUAGGCUAUAAAUAAAUACAUGGGAAUCGUGUGAAACAUUAACAUAGACAUUUCAAGAAGUGGAAAGUGGACAUGAUGUCGUAUCUUAGUUAAUAUUACACUUGACAAGCUCUAGACGCGCUCAAUUUACAGAGACCACAAAUGGAGUCAAGACCGCGGCCGUCUGAUCUGAAACACCGUGUGCAUUUUCCUUCAUAAGGUUUACACUGUAGAAAUAUUGGCUGCACAGAUUCAUAAAUUCAUUGUAAUUUAGAAUAUGUUCAUUUUUCAAUGUUGCUUUAUGCUUGUUUCUUGGAUUAUCAGUCAAACUAAUAUUUUUUAUAUUAUUCGGAUGAAUCCGUUAUUCGUGCCUUUCCGAAUAGGGUAUUCGGCUUCGGGCACAUCCCUAAUGUAAACCCAGAAAUUCUGAUAUUAAGUCUGCAAAGUCAAGGCUCUUCCAUCAACAAAGGUACACACCAUCAAAAGCUGCUUCACUCACCUAUGAUAUCUGUGGUAUGUUUAACUUUUAUAAUGUAUUUGUUGACCAUCUUUUGUAAUACAUUUGGGGAAAUAAAUCAAUAUGGAUCUCAUCCAAAAGGAACAUAUAGAGAGAUUUGUUCCAACAAUGACUUUAUGCUAACGGCAAAGCUGAAUUUUGCCAAACCAAGAAAGGGAAAGAGCAACUCUCUAGAAAACUUCCAGUCAAGUGUACUGGAUUUCAGGGGCCUUCCUUCAACAGCACAGAAUGUCUACAUGAUGUCUUCAAAGGGAAUAAGUGGAAUCUCUUCUUCAUUGAACACCUCACCAGCUAAUCUUUCAUUGAAUUUGGUACAGACCUUAUUAGUUAGCCUGAACCAAAUAACGUCAACAGCCAAGGCUUUUUUUUAUUUGAGGCCAAAUAGUGAAACUCUAGUACUAAACUAUGGGUAUGUUUUGUGAAGUUGGAUUACUGUGAAUGCCAGUAUGACCCCAAAACAUGGCUACUAAAAACUUUGUUCUAAGCUACUAAAUCCUACAACAGUAAUCUGAAUUGAUGUCGACCAUAGCUGUAGCUUUAAAUAUUUGUGGUUGGCUGGUUAAUUGUGUAAUCCAGCUCUGUGAAGAACUCCACUAACUCAAAAUAGGUUAUCUUUACAGAUGUGUGGGUCACCCUCUUUCAAACCAGAUUAAUUUAUUGAAAUGAACUCUAAUCACAGCUGUACACCUACAUUGCUAAAACUAUUGAAGUGUAAAAAAUGAAAAGUGUUUAUUAAAGUCACAUUUUGCUCCUUUA
Messenger RNA from Myxocyprinus asiaticus (Chinese sucker), 9904 nucleotides. Its product is annotated as leucine-rich repeats and immunoglobulin-like domains protein 1. The transcript has 18 exons. Lineage: Eukaryota; Metazoa; Chordata; Actinopteri; Cypriniformes; Catostomidae. Gene Ontology annotation, molecular function: protein binding. The record is from RefSeq and is a predicted model, not a curated record. Bases 897 to 4025 code for a protein of 1042 amino acids.